Molecule: messenger RNA, 453 nt
Organism: Paracoccidioides brasiliensis Pb18
Exons: 2
Coding region: 1-453 (150 amino acids)
Source: RefSeq, a predicted model, not a curated record
AUGAGCCACUGGGGAUUUCUGCUAAAGGGCUGGAGCAACGUCCACGCACAGAGCUACCCCGAGGUCGGUGGAACAAUCAAUGUUUCUCUAACCGGAGGGGAUAAGGAUUGGAGACGUUGGGUAUCAAGAAUCGCAAGGUUACCCAGGUCUUCUGAUGUCCUUUUACCGUUGACACCCAGGCGCAUAUCUUACUUUCUUUAUUUACGUCGUCCAGGAAACAUUCCCGUUGAGAAGAAAUCUGCGUCCGCGUCAGUGGAGACUUUCGAUUUGCAUUGGAGUAGUGUAAAGAGAAGUAGACAGUGCAUGCCACGUCAAUUUUGGACCAUGGGCCAGGAUUCUGAUGAUUCGAUGAAUCGAAAUAUUACAUACCUGACAAGGCUAGAAGUGCGGUACCAUUGGAGGACAAGUGGGGCUUUGGUUGGGAUGGACCCGACAAAGUGGACGGAGGUUUGA